GGGGUCUGGAAGUCCGAGCAGCAGCGGGUACCGCGUUUCCAAAGCCCGGACAUGAAGGUCGCGGUGUUGGACCUUGGGUCUCUCUUUGCCAAAAUCUUCAAGACCUCGACGGCGCCCCCCGUGGUCCCCUCGCCGGUCGCCUCCAGCCACUCGGGAGGAGCUGCCCCCCCAGGACCCGCGGGUUCCGGCUCCGGCCCCUCGCUCACGGCCGCCCCGACUUUGACCCUCUUUCCGGCCCUGGCAUCGGACUCGCCGUCUGCCCCUCGGAGGGCGCACGCCCCGCUGCAGCCCGCGCCCGGCGCGCCCCACCCUCUGCUCACCGCCUCCUACCCCAGGGUGUCGGGCGCGAGCCGCGGGUCAGAAGCUGGAGGGACCCCUCUUUCGCUGCCUAAUAGCCCGAGGUCGGCCAAAUUCCAGCCCCUGCCCGUGCCCCUGCCCCCAGGCAGUGGGAGCUGUAGCGCCGCCGGCUCCCCAGCCCACCUAGCGUUGGUGGCGCGGGCGCCCCUGGGUCCCGGUGGGAUCUGGGCGGCGCUCCCGCGGGUUCCUCGCCAGCCUGGCCCCGCAGAGCGAGAGCCCAGCACAUGGGUGCCCCCAGGGCCCGGCCCCAAGACCCUGUUCUUCACCCUGCCGGACAUCGGUGAGGAGUGGGCCUCCGACAGCGACCCGGAGAGCGACUUGCGUGGCGGAGAAGUAAAAGGACUGUCAGAGGGAUCUGGAAAGCAUAGCUCUACUGUGAAAAGCAAAGAUCCUUUACCUACAGAUUUUACAAGAAAUGUGCAAAAAGCCAUUGAUAAAUAUACCUGCACAUCCGUGUCAUCUCUUUCAUCCAGUGGCAGCUCCACACCCACAGAAGCCCACAACUCUUGGUCUGGGACCCAGAGUUCAACCACUGGCUUAUCUACAGAGAGGAGCUCAGUUUACUCUUGGAGAGAUGAUGACUUUGAUAACGCCAGUGCACAGAAAGUACAGCAAUUAUUCUGGGAAGUGGAGGAAAUGCUAUUUGAAGGGAAAGUAAGCCCUCAGACUCAGAAUCUACAAGCUGAAUGCAGUGAGUGGGCGAGAAGAUCCCUCCACCUGAGAAUCUUAGGAAAACAGCUGAUCCUGCCGAGUGAUGAAGGGUUCCAGCACUUCCAGGGCAGUGAGCCUCGGGCUGCAGCCCACAAAUCCUUUCUUAAUACCUGCGAGCGAAACAGCAACAUCCGAGAGUUAUGCAUCUCCGGCUCCCACAUGGUCCCAGCCCUGCCAAACUUGGGGUGCCCGGGGGCAGCUGACCUGAUGACAGGUUCAUCCCUAGAAGAAGAGGUCUAUGAUGUGGAUGGAAAUACUGAAGAGUACUUCGCUUUUGACAGAAAAGAAGAUGACAAUGACUGUCUUGAACAAAAACCAGCUCAGCGCCAUAGGAGGUGGCAUAAGCAUGGACUUCCUCCAGUUUCCCCUCACGACUGUAUCAAAGAUGCGAUAGUGGCAGAAGUGUUUGACAACAUCUGGACAAAUAUGGUAGAAAUACUGGAAGAGCUGGUUAGAAAAAACUGGGACAUGGCACUCACAGAAGGAAAGAAACAAAAAUUAAAAGAAGCUGGGAAUAAAUCUCCCCAUGUACUCAAUUCCUGCACUAAUGCUGAUAUAUCAAGUGUUCCACCUUCCAGAAGUUCUGAAACUCGAAGCAUCUCCCUGAUUUCUCAUCUUAAUCCUCCUCAGAUUCACCGCUUCUCAAAUAAUUUUUGUAAUGAUCUGAAAGGUGUGAUGACGAUUCAAGCAAAACCACUUCAGCAGAGACCUACGUAUUGCACAGACAGGACCCAGAAUGAGCUGGAGGACCGAUCCCUGAGCGCAGGGGCCAGUGCUCUUUCCCUGCCCAGGCACCGCCUGGGACGCCUCUCAGAUCCUCGCGGUCCACAGACAUCUGCAAAGAAAACACCCACACACAGGAGGCUGCCUUCUCUUACUUCAGACUCACAGAGGAUGAGAACCCCCAACGUGUACAGUGAUGAAGUCCUUAGGGGGACAAAACUGCAAACUGGCACAGACCUCCUGUCCUCCACGCCAGUUCAGAGCUCACGGAACAGGUUACCCCCAAUAGGCGCAGACACUGGGGAACAGAAUGUGGCAGUUUCUGGAUCUCGCCCUGUUUCUUACAGAGGAAGGCACCCACAAAACCGUGUGUUAAGUGCCAUACCUGAUAGUAUAGAACGGUCACCUCUUCGAGAAAGAACUCUUCCCAUGGAACAGUUUUCAAGGCCUAACACAACCCAUACAUUUCGGUCAGAUACCCCUCGAAAAGGCUCACUGACCCAGAUGGAGUUUGCUGGUCACACAUGGACAGGGCAAAGUUUUGUAACAGGUUCACAGUAUCAGCUCAAAUCUUUUCAGAGGACAACUGUGACUUCCAGAAAGAGAUUCCAAGUGGCAUCCUGACAGUCUUGCCAGAAAGACAGCACCUGCUGCGAUCUUCAAAGCCUCGACAUGACACACUGUCACUUUAAAAUCACAAGUAUUAUACUCUGUAUGGGUUUGUCUGACAGUCUGAGAUGUUAGACUAUCUGAGAGAAACAAACAAAUAAACAACUUAAUUUUGAAUACUUUGCAUGCUGAAGAGACUACAAGUGGACCUCACCAACCCUUUUUUGGAAGAUUCCCCCACAUUCUUUAGGCUUGGCUCAGGAGACCCUAACAUGUGUUGAUAUUUCAUCAUUUCAGCAAUUACACACACACGCGCACACGCACACACACACAUACACAACUAGUGAAUGUAUUCAUCCUACUUAAUGUGUCAGAGUACAUUAUCUAGGAAUAUGCCAUUUUGUAAUUUUGCAUCUUAAACAAUUUUUUUGUGUCUCUAUUAUUAAUUUCAUAUUAAUUUCAUUAUUAAUUGCAUAAAUUCCUCUACUAAUAGAUGAUAAUCUAUUAGUAGACUAGAAACUAGUCAUCUUCACUACAGUAUGUCAGUUUCAUUAAGAUUCAGGUCACUCUAGUCACUGCAGAGUUUCCUAUACAUAUUUUAAAAAGUGCUUUAGCUAUGAACGUCUUUGAGGAAUGUCAGUGGCUAAGUCUACCGAUGCAAUUUUGUUUUACUCGUUUUCAUGUUCAAAUCCAGGCAAUUAUUUAAAAGUAUUCCACACUGAUUUUUAGAACUCAAUAUAAAAUGAGAUAAAACAUAUGGCAUGUGGUUUCUUUCUGUUUGCAAUGGAAGUGCCCAUUCACUGGGGACGGCUUCCAGUAGCAUCUUCCUGAUUCAUCACAAUCUGCUGGAAUACCACCUCAGCAUAAAGCCUUCCCUUAUCCCUGUGUCUAAAGCAGCAGCUCCCUCCUGUGUCCUCUGACUCUGCUUCACUUUUCUUGAGCACAUAUAUCCCUACUGGGCAUGUAUGGAGCAAAUGGUGCAGACCGUGCAAGGGAGCAGACAGUACAAGGGAGCCAUUAGCAACUGAGGGCAGGCUCUAGGUUCAUUUUUCAUUUGUACCCAGCCCCUAAUGAUUCAAGUCCUUAGACUCAUCUACAUUCUCACAUCCCAAAUCACCAUAAUUUCUUCUUUUCUGUCAGAUAAUUACAUUUUAUCAAUUGAAUUUUUAUCAUAUAAGUAUAUUUUUUUAGACAUUUCCAGCUGUAAGAGUUUUGAUUUUGUUCUUUUACCUAUUUAUAAGUAUAUUUUUUUAGACAUUUCCAGCUGUAAGAGUUUUGAUUUUGUUCUUUUACCUAUUUAUAAAUGUCUAGAAAUUACAAGGUAUGUUUGGGCCUGAAUUAGUGUGGUCUUCUGUCACACAGCAGCAAAACAAAAACAAGCAUAGAGCCUGGCCUCCCACUGAGCAUUUCUCAGUCACCUUCUCUACUACAUUUUCUAUAGAUUGUGACCUGGGCGGGGGUGUAGAAGUGGGAAUGAUCAUUGUAAGCUCAUUUCAUUUGGAAGGCCCAGCUCCACGACUCUAGGUAACAUUCCUAAUGCUUAGUCACCCACCCAAAGUAAACCAAGCAUGUUGAGAAUUUUCUAAAUGAUCCCUAUACUUUACAGAAAUUUUCAACAGAAAAUAUCAGUGAUCCCAUAUUGAAAUAGGAAGAAUUUCUAGAUGUGAGCAUUUUGGAUCCCUGUUCCUAAGGAGUCUAUUUGGGUGCAUUCUGGUCCAUAAUUACAGCUAAUGUGCAAUUUUCCACCUCUCUGCUCCUUCGGCCCCAUUCAGGCUGCUUUAUAUCACUGUCCAGAAACCACCCACUCCUUCCCUAAUCAGUCCUGACUUCUUAGGAAGGAAAAUGACCAACAGCAUCCUAAACUAACAUCAAGGUAGAAUAUCCAAGAUAAAUUAUUGUUUAUAGAGAAUAAUUGAACACUGUCAGCUUCACUUUAUUUGGCUUCCAGUUUUUGCAAAUAAGAAUGUUAUUUAUGUGUGUUGAUAAGAAUGCUUUAAAAAAUAUAAACAAUUAUCAACAUUUUCUAAACAUUUUUGAUUGAAGAUAAAUUAUCAUUUUAUUUUAUUAUUGAAGUAACAUUGGCUUACAGCACUGUAAGUGAUUCAGGGGAAUAGGUUAACACCGCCUCAGAUGUGUUCCACCACCACACCACACCCACCACCAGGGCACCUCUAUUCCUUUAUCCUGUAUCAUUGAGCCCACUCCUCUCUUUGUUCCAAAUAUUUCUAGUUUUUUUUUUUUUUUUUUUGGUGUAGUUUUGCCAGUUCCUUUAUUUUGUUUCUCUGUAUUCCACAAAUGAGUGACAUCAUCUGGUGUCUGUCUUACUCCCUCCUGCUUAUUUCAUUUAGCAUAUGCCCCUCUAGUUCCAUCUGUUAUCCCAAAGAGCAAGUGUGCAUCCUUUUUUUUAUAGCUGAUAGUAUUCCAUCCUGUGUGUCUAUCACAUGUCCUUUACUAAUCUUUGAUUGUUUCCAUGGCUUGGCUAUUGUGAAGAAUGCUACAAUGAACACGGGAGUGCAUAUAUCCCUUCUAAUUAGUAAUUCUGCAUUCUUUGGGUACUUAUCAAGGGUAGAAUUGCUGGAUCAUACGCUAGUUCGAUUUUUAGUAUUUUUAGAAACUUGAAUAUUGUUUUCAUAGGGGCAGGGUCACUCUACAUUCCCAUUAACAGUGUAUGAGACGUCCUUUUCCUCUACACCCUUGCCAACAUUUGUUUCUGGUCUUUGUCUUUUUGAUAUGGGCCAUUCUCACUGGGGUGAGGUGGUGUCUCAUUGUGGUUUGAUUUGCAUUUCCUUGAUGAUAAAUGAUUUGGAACAUUUUUUCAUAUGCCUGUUGGUCAUUUAUGUCUCCUUUGGAGGAGUGCCCAUAUUUAAUUGGGAUUUUUUUUUUUUAUUAAGUUGUAUCAGUUCUUUGUAGAUUAUGUGCAUACCCCUUGUCAAAUGUAUGAUGUGCAAAUUUUCUUUCAUUGAUGAGGGUAUCUUUUCAUUUUUAUGGUAGUUUCUUUCAUGGUGCAGAAGCUUUUUAGUUUACUAUAAUCUCAUUUGUUUAUUUUUGCUUUCAUUUUUUGUUUCUUUUAGCGUCAAGUCCCCAAAGACACCACUGAAGCUAAUGUCUAACUGUUCUGCCUAUGUUUUCUUCUAUGUAUUUUAUUUUCUGGUUUAACAUCCAAGUCUUUAGUCCAUUUUGAGUUAAUUUUUGUGUACGUUUUGAGGGUCUCAUUUUAUUUUUCUGAAUGUGGCUGACCAGUUCUCCCAACUCUAUUUAAAUAGACUUUCCUUUCUCUAUUGUAUGUUCUUGGCACCUCUGUCGUACAUAAACUAUCCAUAUAAAUGUGGGUUUACUUCUUGGAUCUCAAUUCGAUUCCAUCAAUCUGUGUGUCUUUUAUUCCAACACCACAGUUAAGACUUCUAAUUUUCGGUUUCACUGAUCUUUUGAACACUUUUGACCUCGAUUUCAUAUAUUUCUGAGAUAACAUAUAGAUCAGGCUUUUUUACUGACUUUAAAAAGUUGUCAGGGUAUAUAUUUUUAAGCCUUUAAUAAAGACAAUAUUUCAUUUUAAUGUAAAUGAUAUUUAAAGGUUAGUAAAUAAUCUUACACUAAGGAUGGUGCUUUUUAAAUGGAGUAGAUAAAAAUCAGGACAAUGGUUUCAUAAUAAUAACCUACUUUGAUAAAUGAGUCUUAUUUUAGAGUUCUCUAUUGGAAAAGGAAAAUUGAAGUUCUCUUAAAUCAAUUUUCAACUAAGUCUAGAGCUACAUUAAUAUAAAUGUCUCUCAGUUUAUCAAAAACCGAGAAGUAAUUUAAAAAUAAUAUAAAAACAUAAGAUAACAAGUGAAGGGCUAGGUUUUAUAAACUUAAUAUGAAAAGAAAUCUUGC
Talpa occidentalis (Iberian mole) is the source of this 6267-nucleotide messenger RNA. RefSeq names its product family with sequence similarity 149 member A (gene FAM149A). Lineage: Eukaryota; Metazoa; Chordata; Mammalia; Eulipotyphla; Talpidae. Bases 52 to 2415 code for a protein of 787 amino acids. The record is from RefSeq and is a predicted model, not a curated record. The transcript is spliced from 15 exons.